Messenger RNA from Caenorhabditis elegans, 902 nucleotides. RefSeq names its product Anaphase-promoting complex subunit CDC26 (gene cdc-26). Gene Ontology annotation, cellular component: nucleus. Gene Ontology annotation, biological process: protein ubiquitination. The record is from RefSeq and is marked reviewed. Lineage: Eukaryota; Metazoa; Nematoda; Chromadorea; Rhabditida; Rhabditidae. The transcript is spliced from 4 exons. The coding region runs from base 7 to 591 and encodes 194 amino acids.
UUCAGUAUGUCAAUGUUACGGCGUCCAUUAACACAAUUAGAAUUGUGUGAGGACGAUAUCCAAUGGCUGACAGAUCAACUGAACAAGAGGGUACUUCCAGCUGUGAUCGUGCCAAAAUGCGAAAUGAUGGAUAUUGACGAAAUGGAGCCGAUGGAUCAGAGUGAGCCUCCACGUGGCAUAACUAGGAGAAAUCUCAGAUCGGCGGAUAGAAAGAACAGAGACGUUCCAGGACCAAGUACGGGAGAGUGCACGCGUACUUCCAUUGCACCGACUUUAACAUCUGCUCGAACUCCUGUCGCUGCUCCAACUCUAACACUUUCGACGCCAGUCAACCCUGUCUCAUCAGCUGAAAUGUUGAGAGUUAUGCCACCUCGUGUAGGUCGACGUCCACGAGCUUCUCGUUCUGGUGACAAUGAUUCGCCACUCCUCUUCAACGCUUAUGAUACACCACAGCAAGGAAUCAAUGACGAAUCUCCAACACCCUCUGACUCUCCCGAAUCUCCUAAUGCUCAUCUCUAUGGUGCUACUCCCGGCAAUCCUACUUCAACUUCUGGAGGACCUUCUUCAAAUACACGAUCUCACAGACACUAACAACUACUGGUCAGGGUUGUGUUUAGGCAAACGUGCAAAACCCGCUUAUUUCAAUAUAAUAAUUCACUUUUUGAUCUAAAAUUGAUUUAGAAACGUAGAAAAACUUUUAGAGGUCUUCUCAAGCUUUUCAUUAAAAGUGAACCGUUUUAUACAUUUCUAUAUUUAUCAAUUUUUAAUUUUUUAAAAACUUGGAUUGUUAUACUGAAAUUCGCAGUUUUACACGCCCUGCUACUGAUCUCCCUUUCAAUUCCAACUUCCUCAGCGUGCUUUCUUCUUUUUUCGAACUAAAUAAAUUUGUACAAUAUUUGAAA